Cryptomeria japonica (Japanese cedar) is the source of this 964-nucleotide messenger RNA. RefSeq names its product protein THYLAKOID ASSEMBLY 8-like, chloroplastic. The record is from RefSeq and is a predicted model, not a curated record. The coding region runs from base 77 to 943 and encodes 288 amino acids. The transcript has 2 exons. Lineage: Eukaryota; Viridiplantae; Streptophyta; Pinopsida; Cupressales; Cupressaceae. Gene Ontology annotation, biological process: chloroplast organization; Group II intron splicing. Gene Ontology annotation, molecular function: protein binding; RNA binding.
CACAUAACGGAAAGUCUGGCCAACAUUGCAAAAGCUGUAAGUAGCAAUGAAUUGCCACCAAUAGCUAAAAAAUUCCAUGUCAAUCCCUAGAGUGCACACCAAAAUAUGGGGAAUGGAGUCCCUUCCCAUAGGCAAUGCACCGAAGAAUGGCACAGCUUGGCUUUUAAAAUGCAAAGAGCAAGUUCAAUGCGUUGCAUCAAUUAAUGACUCACCUUUCCUAUCAAAAUGCAAGCAAAAAAGUUUGCUCCUAACCUCAGGGAUAGGCUACUGUAGAAAAAUUGGUAAUGGGAGGAAUAUCAGAUGGGGUAGGGCAACGAAAUGGGUAUAUUGUGCAAGGGCGAGUCAGAGCCGGGGACCCUUAUGGAGUGGAAGAAUUCUUAACAAUGAUAUAAUGCAAGCUGUGCAGGCCUUGAAGAGGACCAGAGGAGAUCAGGCUAAGAUUGAAAGGGUUUUUGAAACGAGGGUUUAUCGUCUGCUGAAGUCAGAUUUGUUAGCUCUGCUUCAGGAGCUUCAUAGACAGGACGAGUGCCAUUUGGCUCUUAAGGUGUUCGAUGUUGUGCGGAAAGAAAUAUGGUACAAGCCAGAUUUGUCCCUUUAUGCCUCUGUUAUGAUGGUACAAAAAAGAAACAACCUAAUGGAAAAAGUGGAUUCAGUUUUUGAAGAAUUGAAAAAGGAACCCUUGCAACCUGACACGAAGGCUUUCACUCGGAUGCUGGCCACACUGUUACGAAUGGGCCUUCCACACCAUGCAAUUGAGACAUAUGAACUAAUGAAGCAGACACAGUGUAAGAUGGAUCAAUAUACAUUUGCAGUUCUAAUUAAGGGCCUAAAAAGACUUAGACAACCUGAUUUGGCAGACGCUAUAACAAAAGAGUACAGCGAAUUUUUGAAUGAUCCAAUGGAUCUUUUGAAAGAUACUACACAGUAUAUUGUGAUAUCUUAAUUUUAUUAAUAUUUUCUAGCA